AUGUCCGACGACCCACGAAUUCCCAAUCUCCCAGUCGAAAUCCUCAAAAUAAUCAUUAAUUCUGUUGAAUGCAAAUCAGACCUCAAGAAUGUUCGUCUGGCAAGCAAAACGCUGGCCAUACUGGCAGAGCCUCGCCUAUUCCACCGAAUAACCCUCGUUCCGUUUGUACAUUGCUUCCAGUCCUUUGUCAGUUUCUGGCAGGAUAACCCGAUCACACAACAUAUCAAAUGCCUUGUGUAUGAUGCCGCAUGGAGAUACACGGAGUACCUCACGAUUUACCCAAGAAAUGACAAAACGUUUGCCAUUCUGAAUAAUCUGAGCAGAGAUAGCCUUAGAUAUUCAUCCGAUGAUACCCCAGAGGCGCUUUAUCUGGCUGGAUGUGUGCGGAUACUACCUGCUCUACAUCAACUGUUUGUUCGGGAAUUGGUGGGAGAGUAUUCUGGCUGUGUGAGGGGUUUCCCAGAAUGGGAUGCAACCAUACCAGCCUACUUCCAACGCUUUCUCAGAGAGACCGAAAUUGAGCACUUCGGCCUAGAUGACCUCCUUCUGACUGAGAAUACUCUUGCGGAGACACCGCCAGCCUCUGAGUCGGCCCUCCUCUCAUUUGUGACCACUAACGCAAACCUGUCCGAAUUUACUGCUAGCGGAAUCGAUGCAGAAGCUUUCCUCGACCCUCCACCCGGCCGACGGCACUCCACCGAUCUACAAUUGUACCGCCCCAUCUUCAAACAUCUCAAAUCCCUUAAACUAGAGUUCAGAAUCUCCUGUCACCAGCACCUCGAACAUGCUCAUAAAAAUCUUGCCAACAUUUUGAUGACCUCCACUCAGCUGGAAACAUUGAGCUUGAUGCUAGGAGAUGACGUAUCAGAAAUAUAUCAAGACGGGUAUUACGAAGAACAUUCUUGGUUAUCUCCAAUAGUCAGGGACCGUGACGGGAACAUAUGCGAGAAGACAAUAUUUCCACGACUUAUGAAUCUGACCCUAGGCACUAUGAUGUGUCUGGAAGCUGAGCUGAUUGCUUUCAUUGCCAGUCACAAGGGCAUGUUGAAUCGUCUUUCGCUUGAAGACCUGAUUCUCGUUCCAAGCUCGAAUCAGUACUUUCCUGCGUGUUUCGUGCGUAUUUUUAAGGAAAUACGGUCAUACGGGAUCCCAUCCGUCAAGCUAUCUGGCAGAUUCAACAAUUUGUCUCACCAAGUAUGGGAGAUAGAGGAUGAACGCCAUUACCCCUCCUGUUCUAAGGAGACAUCUCUGAAGUACCGGACGGAACAGUGGCUUAGCGGCCAAGGAAGUGAUGAAGAAUGUCCAGUCGAGUCUGCUGCUGUCAAGUUGGAUGCUUCUGGCUGCGAAAUCAUUGUUCCCAACGAAGACUUCUUCGGUGGUGAUGGUAGUUGGGAGAUCAACUACCAGGAUGACGAGGACGAAGACGACUGGGACAUUAACCAAGGGGAUGCCGAUAUAACCGAUUUAUAUCUCCACCACAUUCUCGGAUCCGUCCACAACAAUGACAUCCUCUUUGGCUUUGAUGAUAAUUUCGAAGAGGAUGAAGAUUUUGAUGAAGAGGAUGAAGAUUUUGACAGAGAGGGUUACAAUGGCUACGUCCACCCCUCCUUACGCGACUUUUUCUAA
Rhinocladiella mackenziei CBS 650.93 is the source of this 1626-nucleotide messenger RNA. RefSeq lists its product as uncharacterized. The record is from RefSeq and is a predicted model, not a curated record. Bases 1 to 1626 code for a protein of 541 amino acids. Lineage: Eukaryota; Fungi; Ascomycota; Eurotiomycetes; Chaetothyriales; Herpotrichiellaceae. The transcript has a single exon.